Molecule: messenger RNA, 2722 nt
Organism: Galleria mellonella (greater wax moth)
Lineage: Eukaryota; Metazoa; Arthropoda; Insecta; Lepidoptera; Pyralidae
Exons: 16
Coding region: 128-2401 (757 amino acids)
Biological process (GO): proteolysis
Molecular function (GO): zinc ion binding; metallocarboxypeptidase activity
Source: RefSeq, a predicted model, not a curated record
CCAAAAAAUUAACACCUACAAUGUUUAGAAAAUCACAAGCGUGCAAAUUUUCAGUAAUUCUAUAUGGAUAUCGAAAUAUGCAGUAUUAAUUAAGAUUUUUAUUUUAUCCAAGUUUAAAAGAAAAAUAAUGAUAAAACCAAUGUCUUCACAUCAAAGCGAAGCGCAUCUUACUUUGACUGUAUUUUCUCCACCUAAAUGUGUAAACAAAAUGGAUGAUCUACUGCAGAGAAAUGAUCGGAUCGAUAAAGAUGACGAAGAAGACGAAUUCUCCACUAUGACUGAAACAACCGAUAUUAGUAUUCAGACUAGGCUAAAUAGAAAAUGUAUACCCAGUAGCAUGCUUCGAAAAUGUAUAAAACAAAUAGUUCCAACACACAAUCCGAAGAAAAGAAACAUAAAAUUAAUGGACUGGAAGAGAUACCAUAGACUCAACGUAAUCUAUGCCUUUAUUGAUGAACUUGAAAGAGAUUAUCCUGCGAUUUGUACAGUCAGCGUGAUAGGGAAAUCUGUAGAAGGACGGGACAUCAAAAUGUUAAAGAUAUCCAACAGCGAUGCACGCAAUUCUGCUGUAUGGAUAGACGGGUCCAUACAUGCCCGUGAAUGGAUCAGCGCAUCUGUAGUUACAUAUAUAGCUGAUACAUUAGUUAGAAAUUUUAAAAAACUCUCAAACUCUAUCACCAACAAGGACUGGCAUAUAGUGCCAGUUCUAAAUCCAGAUGGUUAUGAAUACACACAUACACAAGAUCGUAUGUGGAGGAAAAAUCGGGCGUGCUACGAUGGACAAUAUGGUGUCGAUCUGAAUAGAAACUUCAGUUGUGGUUGGGGAAACAAUGGCGACGAAGGUUCUUCUGAUGAACCAAACAAUGUAUUCUAUAGAGGGCCGGCACCUUUCUCAGAACCAGAAACCAUAGCUGUAAGAGAUACAAUAUUGAGUUCAACGACGCCAUUCAAAGUAUUCCUGUCAUUUCAUAGUUACUUCGAACUAAUAAUUUUCCCAUGGGGAUAUAAGAAAGAUCCCUGCCCACACUAUCUUCAAUUAUUGGAAGGCGGUGCUGUAAUGGCAAGGGCAAUUUACGAUUGUACGAGAAUGACCUAUAAGGUUGGAAGUACUAAAGAUAUGACUUACUUUGCUUGUGGAACGAGUACGGAUUGGAGCUACGGUAUAGCGAAAAUACCUUUCUCUUACAUGAUAGAACUUAGAAGCAAAAAACACAAAUUCAAAUUGCCAAAAGACCAAAUUGUUGACACGUGUUCAGAAAUUUGGUGUGCAGUGAAGUGUCUAAUGGAUUUUGUCGAUCAGAAAUAUUCAGUCAAAGUGGCAUCUACAAAAGAUAUAACCCAAGUAUGGCAAGUAAAAUUUAUUAGAGAAGGUCAAAGGUAUUUUGUGAAGUCUUUGGAUACCGUAGGAGCAAUUAAUAUUUGGAAAGAAGAGCAUAGCACAAUGGAUAUAAUGGUGGAAGGUUCUAGAGCAGCACAAGUAUCUGGGAUGUUGCACGAAAGGGAGAUCCCAUACUCCAUAGCCAUCGGGGAUGUCAGAGCUAUGCUUGAACGUGAACAGGGUGCAACUGUUACAAAAAUGCCUAGAAUAAACUCUGCUGAUAUUCGUCAUAAUAUAGAUUGGAAACACUACCAUCGUUUGGACGUAGUAUAUGAAUUUCUGGAAAAUUUAUCGACAGACUAUCCAUAUCUAUGUAGCGUGAUUAUUAUUGGAAAAUCAACUGAAGGCCGAGAUAUUAAGAUGCUGAAGGUAUCAAAUGGCAAUAAGGACAAUAUAGGUGUGUGGUUGGACGGAUCCAUCCACCCUCGGGAGUGGAUCACCACCGCCGUAGUGACGUAUAUAGCUGACCGACUAGUCAGGACCUACCAAGAUCAACCUGACAGCGUCACUAACAAAGACUGGUACAUUGUGCCUGUACUGAACCCAGAUGGAUAUGAAUACACACACACCCAUGACCGCAUGUGGCGCAAGAACAGAGCUAAAUAUGGAGAGUGCAUUGGUGUUGAUCUCAAUAGGAAUUUUAGUUAUGGCUGGGGAGAGAAAGGUGAAGAAGGCUCGUCAGAAGAUCCUGGCAAUAUCUUCUUCAGAGGCCCGAAACCAUUCUCGGAACCGGAAACAGCUGCUGUUAGAGCCAUCUACCAAACUAACGGUCAUACUUACAAAGUUGGUAGCACCAAAGACCUCAUGUACUUUGCAGCCGGCACUAGCACAGACUGGAGUUACGCUGUUGCCAAUAUACCAUACUCUUAUAUGAUCGAACUGAGGGGGAAAACACACAGGUUUCUGUUGCCCAAAGAAGAAAUAAUCUCCACUUCUGUUGAAGUCCUCAACGGCGUUUUAAGUCUAAUGGACUUUAUUGAUAAGAAAUGCAGAAGUUCACAAUCCUGUGUAUGCCCGAAGUGAUGUUACUUAAUUUAUUCAUAAAAUAAUUUAGUUUUGGAGCAUUCUUGUCGACAAUUAUUGUAAACCAAGUAAGCCAUGAGCUUGCUUGGUACAUAAUAACAAACUAACCUUGCCAAACUAAAUUGUAUGAAAAAUAAAAGUGACGCAUUAAAUUAAUAAAAUUAUUAAAAAUAGUAAAUACUUAUUAUACGUCGUAAAUUUACUUUAAUAAAAAAUAUUUGUUUGAAUAUUUCUCUUAUAAUUUAACGAUCCAAUUUCUGGUUAUGUGUAAUUUAAAUUUUAUUUAUAUUUUAUGUAUAAUAUUCUUUUGUAUUUAAAUGA